Aspergillus japonicus CBS 114.51 is the source of this 1591-nucleotide messenger RNA. RefSeq names its product NAD(P)-binding protein. Lineage: Eukaryota; Fungi; Ascomycota; Eurotiomycetes; Eurotiales; Aspergillaceae. Bases 363 to 1583 code for a protein of 406 amino acids. The transcript has 3 exons. The record is from RefSeq and is a predicted model, not a curated record. Gene Ontology annotation, molecular function: oxidoreductase activity, acting on the CH-OH group of donors, NAD or NADP as acceptor.
CCAAAUAGUCCAUGAACCAAGUACAGCAGCCCCACCAGCUUCUCGGCCGUCCAUCCAUUGAAUUUCGAUUGCAGGUGCAGCGCAGCAGUUCUCCUACCUUUCAUCCUCGGAGCCUGCUACAUUUUCUCACGACUACAAUUGCGCGCGUCGCAGCCACAUUCAGCGGUCAAACCCUCCUUAGCUGAACCUCAAGCAACCCAACCCCAGCCCUCGGCGCUUCCAUCCAUCAUCUCAGCAAUCGAACAUGAACACGCGACGCUAGCAAUUAUAUUCCCUCCCAAACCUGUCUCCAGCUCUUCCCAAGUUCCCCCAAACAUCACCGCAACCACCCCCCUCGAAAGAAAAACGAUAAGAAACCAACAAUGUCCGACCCCAACCCCAAACCACCACCACAACCACAGCGUAUCCUCACGACCCCGACCCCGACCCCGACCCCGAGCCCGAAGCUCCCUCCCGCCUCCACCCAACACCAACCACCAGCUCAACAAGCAAUAACCCUCGACCUCCUGCUCACCGUCCUCUCGCGCACCCUCUUCCACCCCUUCAUCGCCUGGAUCCUCGUCCUCUGCCUCCGCGCCCAGGCCACGCCCUACACCGCGCCGGCGUUCCUUGUCGCCACGGCGUACGCGGGAUUCCUCUCGCUGUUGAGUAUCGCGCGGAGCGGGAACGACCGGGUCGCGUACGGGGAGCCCCGGCGCGUGGAUCUGAGCGAGGAGGUGGUUGUGGUCACGGGCGGGGCGAGCGGGCUGGGGCUGUUGAUUGCGAGGAUCUAUGGGCUGCGCGGGGUGAGUGUGGCGGUGUUGGAUGUGAAGAGGGAGGAGGAGGUGGAGGGGCUGGAGGAGAUGGAGGGGGUGGAGUAUUUUCGGUGUGAUGUUGGGGAUCGCGGGGCGUUGGAGGAGACGGUGCGGAGGGUGGAGGUGGAGCUGGGGACUCCCACCGUACUGGUGCAUUGUGCGGCCGCUCGCAUCAACGGUCAACCGCUCCGAGAUCUCCCCGCGGAGGCGUUCCAGAAAACCAUCCGGACCAACCUGCUCGCGGCCUUCCAUGCCUACCAGGUCUUCCUGCCGCGGAUGCUGUCCGCCGCCACGGGCGGGACCAUCGUCACCGUCAGCUCGGUUCUGGGCCAGCUGUGCGCGGCGGGGCUGGCGGACUACUCGGCCAGUAAAGCCGGGCUGAGCGCCGUGCAUCGCACGCUGGAAGCGGAACUCCGCGCGUCCGGGGACGAUGACAAGGUGAAGAUGAUCCUCGUGGAGCCCGGGCAGAUCUCCACGCCGCUUUUCCGAUCGGUCCAGACGCCCAACCGCUUCUUCGCGCCCGUCCUCGAGCCGGUCCACAUCGCCCAGGAGAUCGUGGCCGCGAUCGACAGCGGGAGAGGCGCUGUGAUCCGCCUGCCCACCUUUGCGAUGCUGGCCAACUGGUAUGCCGUGAUGCCGGCAGGUCUGCAACGGUUGGCGCGGUAUAUGAGUGGGAUCGACAGCGCCGUCGCGCAAGCCUCCUUGUCCCAGACGAAACCGUCAGCCACCACUGCGCCGCUGACUGAACCACCACAGAAACGCGAGCCGCUUUCCGUGGACAAAGACUGAUGUAAAUG